UAUGGUGAGAGAGGAAGGGAGCAGAGGAGGAAGAGUGAGGAAGGGCCUGCACAAAAGAAAUGAUGCGUGUGGGGUCCCCUGGAAGAGCGAGAGAGUGGCAGGGACAACUGAAAGGGAGGGAGGUUCGUCUCUUCCUCUGGCUGAGGAACCUUUUUCGGCCCUCUCUCUUGUCUACAAGGCUCUAAAACCCUUCCAGUUCCUCGUGAUAAUUCCUCAAAUCUUUUCCUUUUUCGUCAUCGUUAACGAAUAUAAGGAUCCAAACAGAAAGAUCUUACUGCUGCCGGCGUCGAAUUCCUAUUCGAACGCCUUGUACCAGCUGCUCUGUUUUCUCCGCUUCAAUCAGUCCAACUACGCCUCCGCUGUCCCUGCCCUGUUCUUCAUUUCUUGCUGAAGUUGCUACAGCACGAGUAGCUCCUGAACAAAAGCGUGGGCUUGUGAUUACUUUUUGGGUUCGCCCAUUGUUCGAGGUUGGUGUGGUGGUGGUGAUGCUGCUUUGAUCGCUGUUUCUUGGGUUGCUUAAUCGCUUCUUUUUCUUUUAGUGAUCGCCUUUUCCCAAGAUUGCAUUUUUAUUUGUCGGCGAGCUUUUACCUUGUCUUCAAGGCAGCAGAGGCUGCAGAGCAGCCGAGCAGGGCGGCAGCCAGUGCCGUUGUGAACAAGAAAUUCCUCGGGUUCCACGCGCCCCUUUCGCGUUUUGGCCCUUUCUUUCCUUUCCGCUGGUUUUCUGGUGGGAGUCUGGGGGUUGGGGAUUUUGCGUUUGGGUUUGGGUUUAUGACGGCAUCUCGCCUAAUUCCCCCCUUCCAUUCGUGAUCUUUGAUUGAGGUUUCCCGAUUUGAUCCACCAAGCUGGAAUCUUUGAUUGGUCUUGGGAGAGAAGUUGUGAUCUUUCUGUGAAGUGUUUGUUGGAUCGAUCGAUGGCGUCGUCGUGCAUCCCGGCUGGCCUUCGGCUGGACCUCGAGAUGGUCAAGGCGGCGGCGGCGGGUGCAGCGCCGCCGCGGCCGGCGCACUUGGUGGCGUCCUCGACGCUCUCGGAGGCGUCGAACGCGUCCUCGUCGUCGUCGACGUCGUCGGUGGCGUCGCUGUCGCUGAAGCGGGCGCGCACGCCGCGGAAGCGGCCCAACCAGACGUCCAAUGUGGCGGCGGCGCUGCUCGCGUCCAUGUACCCCUCCGUCUUCACCGUCACGAAGGGCCCCGAGACGGCGCCGCCCCGGCUCCUCGGCCUCGCCUCCGCCCUCGCCGACAACCCCACCUGCUCCGACCUCCUCCCGCCGUUCCCCGUCCUCGGCCACGCCGCGUUCCUCCUCCGCGACUCGCCGCAGGCGCAGCCGCCGCCGACGCCGCGAAGCCCCGUUUCCACCAAGAGCUGCCCGUCGCCGGCGGCCGUGAGCAGCGUGUUUAACGAGUUCCGCGACCAGGCGCCAUUCCCCUCAACCCCCUACGCCGCGGCCGCCGACGAGCCCGGGGAGCUCGACUUCGAUGAUGACGACAGCUUCGACGCCGGCUCCAUUCUCGGUGUCGACGGGGGCGCGGCCGAGGGCAUCGAUGCCAUCAUGGGCAAGCUCACCAUGGAGAGCAAAGUGGCAACCGCGGCCAGCAUCAACUCUGGCCUAGCCAGUUCCAGCAGCUUACACCCUUACCUCCGAAGCCUCAUGGUGCUCGGGCUCGGGUUCCGGCACGAUCAGGGCAACAUCAACCAAGCACUGAAGCGGCAUAACGUCGAUCCCGAGUGGUGGAUGUGCCCUGCCAUACCAGUGAAAGACAUUACCCCGGCACCACCACCAUCUGUGGCAAUGCCGGCGCUCUCAGAGAAGAAAAAGAGUAAGAAGAAGGUGGCGGCAAGGGAGAAGGACGUGGCUGUUGGGCAGUGCAAGAAAGAUGAGGAGGGGAUUCCUGACUCUGCCAAUGGUGAUGCCGGAAUUUUAGCACUGCCAGUGACGGGAUUGGGGCUGAGAUUGAACACAGAGGAGGUGCUCAAGGCGUGGUGUGGCAGAGGCUCUGUGUUCUCUGACGGCAAUGAUCCUGACUUGCCGCGGUCCUCUGCUGAUGUGCUAUUUAUUGGAACCAUUUUAAUCAGUGAUAGAUAGCUAAUCCCAAUGUUGCAACAAUGGUCCAUUAGAUACCUUAAGGCAUGUAUGCAUGCCCAGUUCCGUUUUGAAGAGUGGUUGGGCUUGAAUUGGUGGUCUUGGGGUCACAGGCAGAGGUACCGCAACGCACUCUAGCCAACUUGACCUUUCUGCAAAUUUCCCUAGCAAAUGGCAAAAAUAUUUCAGCUGUUGUAUUUUCGGGAAAUACAUGACUUCAGGUUUUAUCGAGCUGCCUUCUAGUUUCUAGGAGCACCAAAUAUCUCAGGUUAAUGAUCAACUGCUUUAGAUUUACCUUAAACUGUCCAUUUUUGGAUGAUUCUUGUACUGCCAAAUGGUAUAUGACUCUAGUGUUGUUCCAUAUAAUUAUUAGGGAAAAUUGCAAAAGCCCCAUUUGCAUGACAGGGGGGUUUUCAUUUACCCACCUACAAGAAUUUUUAGUUUAGUCUUACACUUGCAAAUUUAAAGUGUUUUCAGAUACCCGCUUGGAUCCAUAUGUCGCUUUGACUGUCACACGCGUGCGCCACAUGACCGCGGGUCUUGUUGCGUGGCCUCCGUUGGCUCAUCCAGCGUGGCGGUCGUGCGGAUUGGCUCAUCUCCAUAGCUCUCGGCGAUCAGCCCGAGCUGACCCGAUCAGCGCGAUCAGAUCCUCUGCGCUGGGUUGAUGAUCGGCAUUGGCCAGUUCAGCGCUUGGCAAAUGAUCGACGCUGGGCAAAGUGGCGUUGGGGCGAUGAGGUCGGGAGUUGGGAG
Phragmites australis (common reed) is the source of this 2827-nucleotide messenger RNA. RefSeq names its product protein CHLOROPLAST IMPORT APPARATUS 2-like. Bases 911 to 2080 code for a protein of 389 amino acids. The transcript is spliced from 2 exons. Lineage: Eukaryota; Viridiplantae; Streptophyta; Magnoliopsida; Poales; Poaceae. The record is from RefSeq and is a predicted model, not a curated record. Gene Ontology annotation, biological process: regulation of DNA-templated transcription. Gene Ontology annotation, cellular component: nucleus.